Molecule: messenger RNA, 2704 nt
Organism: Hemiscyllium ocellatum (epaulette shark)
Lineage: Eukaryota; Metazoa; Chordata; Chondrichthyes; Orectolobiformes; Hemiscylliidae
Gene: tmem8b
Product: transmembrane protein 8B
Exons: 13
Coding region: 1-2427 (808 amino acids)
Cellular component (GO): plasma membrane
Source: RefSeq, a predicted model, not a curated record
AUGCGAGGCUUCCCUCCGCCUCCGCCGCCGCUGCUGCUGCUCCUCGCCUGCUGCCUGCACCCUUUGAGCGAGUGUCUCUUUGUGACUGAUUACUUCACCCGGACGCCUCGCAAGCUGAACGCCUUCACCUCAUUUGCUAGCGCCGAGCUCUUCCAUUUCCACGUGCCUGAAGACACCGUGGUGGCCGUUUGGAACCUUAUCACCUUCAAGGAGCAAGGAGGCAGCUUCGGAGACCACUGCCCAGACCGAGACAUCACUGUGUAUUUCAGAUCUGGGGCUCCACCAGUUAUUAACCCCCUGCACACCCGGUUUCCGACAGAUACGAUUGUGCCUGAAUCAUUCACUGUCACUCUGACGUGGACAUUGCCAAACCGUACCACCGGGGUGUUUAAUGUCACCAAUCCACUUCUGGGAGACUGGUUCCUCGCUGCCCACCUACCAAAGGACAAGGGGAAAAUCUCAGUUAAGGGUCUCUAUGAAGAAUGUCAAUACCUCUUCCAGCCUCAAUUGAUUGUGCAGAGAUUGAUUGGCAUCCCUGUGCUGUAUCCUGGUUACGUGAUAGAUCAGAUGAUUCCUGGCCACAACAGAUCAGUACUCUACAAGGUUUUUGUACCAAGCUACAGCUCGCGAGUGACCGUGCAGCUCUCAGACUGCAGUAACAGUAACAGGACAGUGAGGGGCUGCCCAGUGGUGCUGAAGGUCCGGCCAAAGGCCCCGCCACUCCACAACUCCAGCCGGACUGACUGCCGGGACCAGUGGCUCUGUGAGCUGCAUGACGGCACUCCAUUCUGGCAGCAGUGGUACUACAUCCUGGUGGAGAAGACCAUUCGCAAUGUCAAUGUCAACUUCCGGCUCGGGGUUCACAUCAGAGAUUGCUCCAAGCCGGCCGUUUCCAGGAGCGUGUCUGAGUUGAUCACCCCAAAGCUCAACAUGCCUCAGUCGUUCGGUUCGCCUGGUGGCCCGUCCAUUCUCGACACCUUGCUCGUCACGGGACUCGCUCCCCCGGGGCUGAACGAUUCAGAGAGAGGCUCAGCAGAGUGGCCCCCCCAGGAAGGCCCUGGUCAGCGGGAUACAGUUUCUGGGGGACACCAAUGCUGGCCUAUCCGCCCCACCCUCAGGAAUGAGCUGGAUACAUUCUCGGUCCAUUUCUACAUAUUUUUUGGCCCAAACAUCUCUGUGCCUCCAGACAGACCGGCUGUGUUUGGGAUCAACCUGGUUCCAGUUCUGGACAGCGGAGGUGUCCUGAAUAUGGAGCUCAAACUGAACACCUCCUCAGUGAAAGGAGAGAACGUGACAGUGAUUGGCUGCUUGAAUCACGGGAUGCCUUUAGUAUCAUCAGACAACACCUCAAUUCGCUGCGAAUCAGAAACUUCCGCAGGGUUUCUCUUGUUGGUCAACUCUACCUCAAAUGUUACACGGCUGCGUAUCCCUUACCCUCAGACAGGAAAUUGGUACAUCAGUCUACGUUCCCUCUGCUCGACUGACUAUGGGUAUGAAGAGUGCACCAAUGUGACAGCAGAGGUGUAUCUGAGAACAUAUCUGACUCCGUGUAUAAAUGAGUGUGGCACGUAUGGACAGUGCAAACUGCUACGCACCAACAAUUACCUGUACGCUGCCUGUGAAUGUAAAGCAGGUUGGAAUGGCUGGGGUUGUACUGAUAACCUGGAGGCUUAUUCGUACAGCUUCCAGCUCCUCUCCACCCUCCUGCUGUGCCUCAGCAACCUGAUGUUCGUCCCGCCCGUCGCCAUAGCCAUUCGCAGCGAGUAUCUCCUGGAGGCCUCUGUCUACAUUUUCACCAUGUUUUUCUCAACGUUUUACCACGCGUGUGACCAGCCUGGGAUCGUGGUCUUCUGUAUCAUGGAGUAUGAUGUGCUGCAGUUCUGUGACUUCCUGGGAUCACUGAUGUCUGUCUGGGUCACAGUUAUUGCCAUGGCGAGGCUGCAACCAAUCAUCAAGCAGGUCUUGUACUUGCUGGGAGCCAUGUUGUUGUCGAUGGCUUUGCAGUUGGAUCGGCAUGGACUGUGGAAUCUUCUGGGACCAAGCCUCUUUGCUCUCGGCAUCAUGGCCAUCGCUUGGACUGUACGUACAAUCCGCAGACGUCACUGUUACCCUCCGACCUGGAAGCGCUGGGUCUUCUACCUCUUCCCUGGCACAGUCAUCGCCACAUUUGCCGUGGCACUGUACGCCUUCGUGGAGACUGAGGAGAACUACUUCUACAUCCAUAGCAUCUGGCACAUGCUGAUCGCAGGCAGUGUGGGCUUCCUGCUGCCUCCCACCACCAGGCCCGAGGGAGCGGCCAACGCCAAAGGGGUGGUCCCUCUGCCGAGGAAGAGAGGCUGCGGAUACCGCCUCUGUGUCAAUGAGCACGAGGAGAUGGGAUUGGUCGAUCCAAGCCUAGUAUCUGUGAACAGCAUUUGCAGCAGCUGAUGUUGCUGGGAGUUGGACCUGCAGUAAAACAACAGGCAUUCCCUCUCUCUCUCUCUUUGUACACCCACCAUGCCCCAACCUUGAUGAAAAAACUGGGAGAUACGUCACAGAGAACAGAGAGAGAGGGAAAUAUGAACAGGUGCUCUGUACAUAAACCAAACCUGAGAUUGGGCAGCUUCAGAACUUUCCAUUCUGUCAUUGGAAUCUCCACAUGCCUUCUCACCUACCCACUCUUGACCCCCUCCAGAACUAUUUGAAAUGCAAGAAUGGGGAGAGG